AUGGAAAACCUGGAGUUGAGCCUGACAUCUCUAGGUGCAAUCUCAAGACAUAUCGAUAAAAGUCAAAACGAACUCAGCAAAUAUCUCGCAAAACAGAUAUGGAGUCAGCAGGACAGACAGUGUAUACUAGAAUGUCUUGCACAGCUCCUGUUGGAGAAGGAAUACACUCUCCUCAUUGCUCGUCACUUGCGACCUCUGAUCCUGGACUUGCUGGAGAGAAAUGCCGAGAGGAUCAAAGUAGACAUCAGGCUGAAUCAUGACCUCCAUGAGCGCUUGUGUGUAGCUUUAAGCAAACUUCUCAACAUCAGUCCAGAUGCUCAAGCGUUUGCAGCGAGGUAUUUUAGCAGCUCUCCACCAGUAUUUCAGAGGCUCUUCUUCACCAGCGAAGAGGCUGCUUCCAUCCAGUAUGGGCCCAGACGGAUGAAAUUACGGGACCUGAUGGGGGCCACCCUCCGCUUCCUCCAAAGCGACUGUGAGAAGUUCCGUGUCCUGUGGGACUGGAGUGCCUGUGUUUCACAGCUUCUCACCAGUGACGUCAUGGUCAGAAGCUACACUGCCCAGUGCCUUGCCCUGGUGUCCCACAUGACAGAUAACCAGAAAACAAUAUUUUUGAGGAAGGUGCUUUCCAAUGACGAGAUUCUGCAUUUGAAAAUGAAGUCACUUGAGGAGACACAGCAGCUGGAGGUAGAAAAAGCUCUGGUUUUGGCCAAUCAGGGCUCAGCGGUAUGGCGGAAAGACAGGGUAAAUAAAGUCGGCCGCGGUCAAGUGGUGACCGAAGACCUGACACGGAGUGUUACUGUGGUGUGUGGGGUGAUUUUACCUAGACGGACCCCUCGACUGGAUGAACAGACAAGUUUAAGCAGUUUAGUGCUGGUGGAUUCAACCUGUCAAAAUCUUCGGCGACUCGCUAUGGCGGUGGCCUCCCAGAAGCCCAUUCUAUUGGAAGGGCCAAUUGGAUGUGGGAAAACUGCUCUUGUUGAAUAUCUUGCUGCUGUCACUGGACACCUUAAAGCCCCUGAUAUCCUUAAAGUUCAGCUUGGAGAUCAGACCGACAGUAAGAUGUUGCUGGGUAUGUAUCGCUGCACAGAUGUUCCUGGAAAGUUUGUGUGGCACCCGGGGUCCCUGACCCAGGCAGUCUCUAAAGGUUACUGGAUUCUGCUGGAGGACAUUGAUCAUGCUCCUUUGGAUGUGAUAUCGGUUCUACUUCCUCUCAUGGAGAACAAGAAAUUGACAAUUCCAGGACGUGAGGACUGCAUUCAGAUGGCCCCAUCUUUUCAGUUUUUGCAACACGAAGACAAAUACUGGAGUAAACUGCAGAUCGGCAACAUGAGCCGAGAGGAGCUGAAACAGGUCCUAACGAAGAGGUACCCUAAUCUGGCAGUGGUGGUGGAUCGUCUUUUGGACAUCUACUGUCAGCUAACAGGAGACAGACAUCAAAUCAGCGCCAGUCCACAGGAUCCUAGUGCAGCCCAAAACAUAUCAGAUGAACACAUCACAUCACUGGAGGGCAGAGGCCUCUCACUGAGCUCCUGUGCUUCCACAGCACAGAAUGUUUUUCUAGAGGCUCUGGACUGCUUCACUGCCAUGCUCUCCAAAUCUGAGAGUAGACUCAAGAUGGCAGAGAUCAUUGGCAGCAAGCUCAACAUAUCCAGAGAGAAGGCCCAGCACUUUUGCCAGAUGUACCUGCCUGGAAUCAGUGUGACAGAGCUGGAGGUGACGGUGGGCCGUGCCAUGUUACUCCGCAAGCAGAGCGAUGCAGUGUGGCUGAGCAUAGGCAGACAAACAUUUGCCGCCACACGGCCAUCCUCUGUACUUUUGGAGCAACUGUCAGUGUGUGUCACUAAAGGGGAACCUGUCCUGUUGGUGGGUGAGACGGGCACAGGAAAGACCUCUACAGUGCAGUACCUGGCGGAAAUGACAGGACACAAACUCAGAGUGGUCAACAUGAACCAACAGAGUGACACAGCUGACCUACUCGGAGGGUAUAAACCAGUUGACCAAAAGCUUAUCCUGCUGCCCCUGCGGGAAGCAUUUGAGGACCUCUUUUCCCAGACAUACUCACGGAAGCAGAACCUGACCUUCCUGGGUCACGUCCAAACCUGCUUCAGAGGAAAACGCUGGCAAGACCUUCUGAAGCUCAUGGACCAUGUCUGCAAAUCAGCGCUAACAAAGGAACUGCAUGAGAAACCCAAUGCUGCCUUGCUUCAAGAGCAAUGGGAGGCUUUGGCUCUCAAACUCAGUCAGACACAGGAACAGAUUCGGGCUUGUGAAUCCGCUUUGGUCUUUGCAUUUGUGGAGGGGACUUUAGCCAAGGCUGUGAAGAAGGGUGAAUGGAUCCUGCUGGAUGAGAUUAAUCUAGCUGCUGCAGAGACACUGGAGUGUCUGAGUGGAUUGCUGGAGGGCAGCACCGGGUCGCUGGUGCUGCUGGAUCGAGGUGAUACUGAGCCUCUGGUUCGUCACCCAGACUUCCGCCUGUUUGCCUGCAUGAACCCAGCCACCGAUGUAGGCAAGAGGAACCUGCCACUGGGCAUUAGAAACAGAUUUACAGAGUUGUAUGUAGAGGAGCUGGAGAAUGAAAGUGAUUUACGAAUCCUGGUCUCUGACUACCUCAAAGGCUUUAACCUGACCAGAGGCAUCAUCCACGGGAUCAUCAGUUUUUAUUUGGCUGUUCGUAAGGAGGCUAACACUCGGCUAGUGGAUGGCACAGGUCACAAACCUCACUACAGCUUGCGUACUCUGUGCCGAGCUCUGAAAUAUGUGGCCUCUGACCCCUGCUACAACAUCCAACGUUCCCUCUAUGAGGGUUUCUGUCUGAGUUUUCUCACUCAGCUGGAUCGCAGCUCUCACCCUGUUGUGCAGAAGCUGGUGUGUCAGUACAUACUGGGAGGAAAUGUGAAGUGUCUAAAACAGCCAAUCCCACAGCCAAAGGACCGUGUAUGCUUGCAGAUAGAAGAGUACUGGCUGAGUCAGGGGGACAUGGCGUCUACUAUAGACCCCAGUUACAUCCUCACACCCUCCGUCAAGCUCAAUCUGAAAGACCUGGCACGGGUAGUGUCUGCUGGCAUCCAUCCAGUGCUUAUUCAGGGGGAAACGUCUGUAGGAAAGACGAGUCUGAUAAAAUGGCUUUCAGCUGCUACAGGAAACCAGUGUGUGCGGAUCAAUAACCAUGAGCACACAGAUAUUCAGGAGUACAUCGGCUGCUACUCCUCUGAUGAUCAUGGCAAACUUGUCUUCAAAGAAGGCGUUUUGAUUGAUGCCAUGCGGAAAGGUUAUUGGAUCAUUCUAGAUGAAUUGAAUCUUGCCCCCACCGAUGUCCUCGAGGCCCUAAAUAGAUUGCUGGAUGACAACCGGGAGCUUUUCAUCGCCGAGACACAGGAAGUGGUCAAGGCCCACCCCAGAUUCAUGCUCUUUGCCACACAGAAUCCUCCUGGGCUUUAUGGGGGGAGAAAGGUUUUGUCUCGAGCGUUUAGGAACCGUUUUGUAGAGCUGCAUUUUGAUGAGCUGCCCAGUGUAGAGCUUGAAAACAUUCUCCAUCAGCGCUGCAGUUUGCCACCAUCCUAUUGCUCCAAACUCAUCAAAGUCAUGCAGAACUUGCAGUCCUUGCGUAGAGGAUCCAGUGUGUUUGCUGGGAAACAUGGGUACAUUACCCUAAGAGACCUGUUUCGCUGGGCUGAACGCUAUAGGCUAAAAGAGCAGAAUGACACCUCACGUGAUUGGCUACAACAUUUGGCUGAUGAUGGCUACAUGCUGUUGGCCGGUCGUGUGAGGAAACCAGAGGAAGCACUGACCAUCCAAAACAUUUUGGAGAAGCACUUUAAAAGGACUGUAAACCCAGAUGCUCUUUUCUCUGAAGCUCAGGUCACCUCUCAGUUCAGCCCUUUUGUGGACAGCAUUGCGGGUGUCCCUGAAGAGUUCGGUCAUGUGGUGUGGACCCAGGGCAUGAGGAGACUGGCUGUGCUAGUGGGACGAGCCCUUCAUUUUGGAGAGUCUGUUCUACUUGUUGGGGACACAGGCUGUGGUAAAACCACCAUCUGCCAGCUGUUCGCUGCAUUAGCUUGUCAGAAGUUUUUCUCUGUGAACUGCCAUUUACAUAUGGAGACAUCUGACUUUCUUGGUGGCCUACGACCUGUCCGGCACACAGGAACUCAACAGGCUGAUGCAGAGGAUGGCCGUUUGUUUGAAUGGCAUGAUGGACCGCUGGUGAUGGCGAUGAAACAGGACGGUGUGUUUCUAAUGGAUGAGAUCUCACUGGCAGAUGACUCUGUGCUGGAGAGACUCAACAGCGUGUUGGAGACUGAAAAAUCAUUGGUGCUGGCGGAGAAAGGCGGCGGAGAUGAUGACGAUGUUGAACUGAUCCUCGCCGGGAAGAAGUUCCGGCUUGUCGCCACCAUGAACCCUGGAGGUGAUUUUGGAAAGAAAGAGCUGUCUCCAGCACUCAGGAACAGGUUCACAGAGAUUUGGUGCCCUCAGAGCAAUGGUCGUAAUGAUUUAAUUCAGAUCAUCCAGCACAAUCUGAGGCCUGGACUUUCUCUGGACCAGCAUGAUCACCAAGGGAAAGACAUAGCUGAGCUCAUGCUGGACUUCAUCGACUGGCUGACCAAUCAGGAGUUCGGACGACAGUGUAUUCUUAGCGUGCGAGACAUUCUGUCAUGGGUGAACUUCAUGAACACUGUAUGUGAGCGGGACGAGGACGGCUUCAUGACCAUGGGGGAGCUGGAGGAGGAGGAGCCAGAAUGGGAACUGAGAUUGGACACUGUAACAGCCUUUAUUCAUGCGGCCUGCCUUGUGUAUGUGGAUGGAAUCGGCUCAGGAACCACAGUUUCGGCAGCAGAGAAUGCCCUGGUGGCAAGGAAAUUGAGUAUGGAAUACCUUGAGAUGAGACUGAGCAGAAUUACUGAGAUCGAUGAAGAGAUGCAGGAUGCGCUCCGAGUCUACGACACUAGUGUCCCCCGAGAGCCCCAGUGGGGUGAAGACUUCUUUGCCAUUGACCCCUUUCACAUCGCUGCAGGUCCUGAGAGUGAGGGCAGGAGUCUAUCGGACUACGCUUUGAGCGCGGGCACCACUGCAAUGAAUGCUCAGAGGAUAUUACGUGCACUGAAGCUUCAGAGACCCAUACUUCUCGAGGGCUCACCUGGAGUGGGCAAAACCAGCCUGGUCGCUGCCCUUGCCAAGGCCUCUGGGAACCAUCUUGUCAGGAUCAACCUGUCUGAACAAACUGAUGUUACUGAUCUGUUUGGGACAGACCUGCCGGUGGAAGGUGGGAAAGGAGGAGAGUUUGCAUGGCGUGACGGUCCUUUCCUUGCUGGGCUAAAGGCUGGGCAUUGGAUCGUCCUAGAUGAGCUGAAUCUGGCCUCUCAGUCAGUUCUGGAAGGUCUGAAUGCUUGCUUUGACCAUCGUGCUGAGAUCUACAUUCCUGAGCUGGGCAUGCGCUUCCACGUUCAGCAGGAGAAGACCAAGAUUUUUGGCUGCCAAAACCCUUUCACACAGGGAGGAGGACGCAAAGGCCUUCCCAAGUCCUUCCUUAACAGAUUCACUCAGGUUUAUGUGGAUGCCUUAACCAAUGAAGACAUGCAGUUCAUUGGUGACUCCAUCUUUCCUAAUAUUGACAACGUGAUCAUUUCAAAAAUGGUGCAGUUUAGUAACCGGCUCGUCCAAGAGGUGACUGUUGAGAGGAAAUGGGGCCAGAGAGGAGGACCAUGGGAGUUUAAUCUUCGUGACCUCUUCCGUUGGUGCCAGCUGAUGCAGACAGACCAAUCACCAGGCUUCUUCAACCCUGGCCAGCAUGUAGGACUUGUGUAUGCAGACCGCAUGAGGACUGAGGCAGACAAGGCACAGGUGUUAGCAGUUUUUAGGAAGGUGUUUGGAGAAGACUUUGAACCUUACUUGGGCUCCAGACAGUUCCAUAUCACUCCGUUGAACCUGCAGUUGGGUUACUCAGUCCUGCAGCGUAGUGGAGGGGUACCUAUUGCUUUGGAUCCUCCUUUGUCAAUUACCCAUCAUUCUUUGCGCCCUCUGGAAGCCCUGAUGAAGUGUGUGGAGAUGGGUUGGAUGGUCAUACUGGUGGGUCCCACUGCGAGUGGAAAGAGCAGUCUAGUGCAUCUGCUUGCGCUGUUAACAGGGCACAGACUGAGGGUCAUGGCCAUGAACAGUGCCAUGGACACAACAGAGCUGUUGGGUGGCUUUGAGCAGGUGGAUAUCAUACGGCCGUGGCAGCAGGUCUUGGAGAGCAUGGACUAUGUGGUUGCCAUGGUGACCAGACGAGGCCUGAUGUCAUUGGAUGGGGCGGUGCAGGACACUGAGUUUUUGUUGAGCACGUGGAGCACUUUCCGCCGCUGGCUGAGAGAGGAGGGUCUGGAUACCACAGAGGGCAUGGUCACGUUUGAGGCUUUAAACAAACUGGAAGUCAUUAUUGUUCUGCUGCACAAACUCAACACUAAACUUAAAGUCUUAACAGACAUGUCAAAGUUGCAGAUGGACUUCACUCUGCUGAAGGAGCGGUUGGCCCAGAUGCAGGACGGCUGGACUCAUGGUGGCUUUGAGUGGCUGGAUGGGACAUUAGUUCAGGCGCUGCAGGCUGGAGACUGGUUGCUCAUGGACAACGUCAACUUCUGCAGCCCUUCAGUUUUGGAUCGACUGAAUGCCCUUCUGGAGCCUGGCGGGUCUUUAACCAUUAAUGAACGAGGGAUCAUUGAUGGAACCACACCCACUAUCACCCCCCACCCUAACUUCAGAUUGUUCCUCACCAUGGAUGCCACACAUGGGGAAAUCUCUCGAGCCAUGAGAAACCGCGGUGUUGAGAUCUACAUCCCUGGCGAGCAUGAGGGAGUGUGCUGGGACACCCUGGAUCUAAAGAUGGUGUUACACACCCUGGGUGUGACGGGAGACUGCGUGUGUGAUCUGCUGAUCUCCAUUCAUUCAGAAAUCAAGAACACGAUAUGGGACUCACCCGCUUCAUCCAUGUCGUCCCUGCUCCAUGCUGCGUCUCUGUUGUCUUGUCAGCUCCAGAGAGGAGUCGAUCUGCCCAGUGCCCUUUUACAGGCCUGUGGAGAGGCUUAUGCUUUCUGUCAACGCACUACUGCUAACCAGCAGCUGGCUCAGGAAGUCAUUGAGAAGCAGUUGGCGGUGCUGGACUCUGAGGACUGGGGCAGUGGGCUGCUGUGUGCGGGUGUGUGGCCAGACCGCAUCCCUUCAGCCCUGCUGUGCACUGAGGACUCGUGUUUCUCCAGUGUCCAGAGAGACGGGCAGGUCCUCCUGUACUGCCUCAACACUCUCAGUAUUUAUGGAAAAAGGAAUCGUCCACUGAGCCUGGUUGACCUGCAGAGGGCAAUGCAGAGCGGUGCUGUGCUGGAUGGGUUGCAGUUUUCCGGAGGUGGAGGACUGGACAGUGGAGCUAAGAAUGCUCUUUGCCUCCUCCCGACAGCAGUUAAAAUACUGACCGAAAGAGCUUCCCACAGUGACUGGGUCCUCAGAACCAGCUGGCUCUCCCACCUUACCAAAUCAUACAAACAUGCAGAUGCAGCUCUGAUGCAGUUGGAGGCAGGAUGCACAGCGUUGAAAGCUGUAUUCAGCAGCAAGCUCAUCGGGAAAGGCAAAUGUCUGGCAGAGCUCUUGCAACCACACAGCACAGAUGACUACAGGAUUUUGGUAGACAUGCGCUGGAACAAGCAGUACUUGGACAUUUUGGCCAACACCUGCAACUUUGAGGAUGAGGAGCGAUACAUGGAAUUCAUGGAAGCAUUGAACGCUGUUGCUAACAGAAUCACAUUGCUGAUGGACCGAGAGGAGAGAGCAGCUAUUAACAGCAGUGCUGGAAACAGUUCUCCUCAUAACAGCGCGCUUAGGCUGGCCACUGCCUUCUCAAAAGGGACGGUGGACAUAGGCCACCUGCCUCAUCCAGUGCUGGUCCACCUUCGCUCGUUCUUUGACCUCUGGGAUUCCUUCGUACUACAAGCUGUGCAGUUAGGCCAGCCCUACAUCUCCGACCACCUCAUGUUUGAGUGGGUGCACAAAAACCUCAUUUUGCGGCUGCCUCAGCUUUUGAUGGGGGAUAGUGAUUAUGAAGGCCAACAGGAGCUACACACAAUCUCCACGGCCAUCCAGAACACACUUUCCAGCUCUGUGGCUGUGGCUUCUGCUUUGAAGGGCAUUCAGAAGACAUUAGGAAAACCACUGCCAUUUAAGCUGGAGGCAGUGGCUGAAUGUGCAGCCCGUCUGCGAGUGCUCUGCAGGGCUUUGGAUGUUAGGGACCUGCGGCUCGACAAUAGCCUGGCAUCACUGUGGAAACAAGAGGUGUCACGUCUCCGUGGUGUGGCCAUGGGAAUCGACUCCAAAGAAGCUCUACUGGAAGCUUGGGGUUUGGUGCUUCAGGCCAACAUCUUGCUGGAGCCACAGAACUCAGGGGUUCUGGAGAGACUUGUGAGCUGUGUGGAUCAGCAGCAGGGUCACAUGGCUUCCUGUGGCCUGCUGGACUCUCUUUCAGAAGAUAAUGAGGAAGAAGUUGUAGAUAGUGCUGCCCCGGGUCGGGAAGUGUUACUGCAGCUGGCACGCAGGGCUCAACUGUGGCCUGCACUGGAGGAGUUGGCAGUCCUUAACCAAAUGAAAGUCACCACAGACCUGCUGUACCUAUCAGUGACACCGAGGAGCAGCAAAAAAGCAGAAGACGGUCUGCGCAGGUCAUUCUGUAACCAUCUGCGUUUCUGUAUGCAGUCGACCCCCAUGAAUAUCCGCCAGCUGCAGCCUCUCUGGUUCCUGCUCGGCACUGAGCGGCCAGUGGAGGAGCUGCCCCUGGUGUGGUGUGAGCUGCUGUCUGAGACACUUGCAGCGUUAUGGAGCAGCAGCGUGACCUCCGACCCUGACCGCUGGCUGAAGUGGAAUCCGCUGAACCCUGAGGAGCACAUGAACUCCAGAUCACCGUUGGGACCAUCUGAUACGGGCCCUGGCAUGCUGAGUCGUGCAGUGUGGUCCCGGUGCAUGCUGGGAGUUCUGAGCAGCACUGAUGCUGGCGGCCGAUGGGAUCCAUCGGGGUCACACUUCUUGUCCUCAUCACGUUUGACCCUGGGCGAGUGGAGAGAGAGAACAGGGCAGCUACAAGACCUGAGUGCAGUAAUCUGGGAUAAUAUGGCUAUGUCUGAGCUUGCUGACUUCAGAUUAACGGACUGUAGGUUGCAAGGACUUGUGUUGCGUAGACAACUGCAGUCUCUGUCUGAGCUGUUGUCUCCAGGUUUACAGGAAAGCUAUGCCGAAUCCUGUGACAGUCUAACUGAAGACCAGGACCCCAUUUCUGCAGCCCAGGAGAUUCAGAUCGCCCUCAGAGAAGGCUUGCCUGAAAACCUGCUCCCAGAGGGCUUUCUAGAUACCCUAGUGACAUGCUUGACACAGUUUGCACAUAACCGGGCUCAAGAUUCGGUCCAACUUGCCCGAUCUGGAGUUUUCUGGGUGAAUAUGGGUCUGCUGCAAAUCCAAGUUUGGGCUCCACAAACAAUUUUUGACCCUGCAGUAAAAAGAGCGUACAAACUCCGCUAUGCACAAGAGGAGCUUUCUUUGCUACAGGAAGAGUGGAGAGGGCGGAGUCUGUCCUCACAGCUGCUCACAGGGGCGGAGCUUGAGGAGAGUAGCACAACUGACAACUUCCAGCAUCCUCGCAUCAGGUACUUGUGGAUCCGUAUGCAGCAGGUGAAGGAGCAGAUUUCUGAACUGAGUCGUAAACAAGCCUGCCGCCCUCCUGACGCCCAGUAUGGUCGUCUGUAUCAGGAACUUCAGCACUACCUGUGCAGUAUCGGCCAGCCAGCUGCAGUGGGCGACCUGCUCUCCCACCUCCUGAAAGCCUUACAGGCCCCAAAAUCAAGAUUGGGAAUUCAGGGGUUGUUGAAGGAGGAGGCCGUUUGGCAGGCUUCACAGCACCGCUUUGCCCAGCGGCUGGUCGAGGAGUACCCUCUCUAUCCUGAUGUGGUUGUACCCCUGCGGGCAGCAAUUUUGCAAGUGCAGCAUGGCAUGCGACUUCUGGCAUCUCAGGUGGCCUCGUCGGUGACUGCCCAACCGGGUCUGUCACGUCUCGUGUCCACUAUGCUAGCUUUUCCAAGUCCAGCGGCAUCCUCUGAUCUGGCUUGUGCAGACUACCUGUGUUCAAGGGAAUGCUUACACAUGCUAAAGAGCCUUGGAAAGCAGCUGCCAGCAACAGAGGUCAGCCGCGUGAUCCCAGACCAUGCAGUUUUGUUGUUGAAUUCGCUGCUGUACAUACAGAGUCACACACUGAGUGCUGGGCAUCUCAGUGCAGAGACGAAAAAACUCUUCAGACAUGUUUGCCAGGCUAUAGUGAAUGAAUGGGAUGAGCAGGAGAAGAGGCGAGAGAAAAGAGCAGAUGGAAGCCAGUCUGUACCGCAGUCGCUCUCGACUACAUGGGACAGGCCUUACAGAAGACCAGCAGGAAGAAAGAGAGUUCAGGCGCUCUUUCCGUCUUACCACAAGGAUUUUGCUGAUAUUACUUCAGAACCUAGUCUUGAUCAGCCAAUAAUCAUAGAGGAUGACGAUGAUGCAGAUAUGGAGGAGUCGUCUAGUGAGAUGAGCAGCUUCCUCUUGGUCAGCAACAUGAGCAUAGUUGUUCAGAUUCAUCAGAGACUCUGUUUGUCAUAUGCUCAGUCACUGUGGUACCAACCCAAUCCAUCAACCAAUCACAGCAAAGACCACAUCAGUGCCCUGGUUUCAUCAUAUCAAAUCACAGCUCCAUUGAUAGCCCGCUUCUACCAUCUAAUGGACUGUGAAGUGGACCCUAAGCUGAUGGGCUCUCAGCUUCUCCUCAGCACUCUGCUCCAGAACACUGUGAGCGGUUCUGGAGGUCCAGCUGGACUGAUUCUGCAGAGUGAUGGGCCGUAUGACUUCUACAGAGACCCCAAUAUGAGUCAGGCUCGGAUCUGCCUGCCAGCAUUGGAACAGCUGAGUAAAGCUGUGAGACAGCGCCUGAGCGACUGGCCCGAACACCCUGCACUGGUUCAGAUCACCAUAGUAAUAGAGAGGAUAUUGGCGUUCAGUCUUUCCAGCCCUCUAGCAAAGUUCCUAAAUGGUCUGGAGAUCCUGCUCAGUAAAGCACAGGACUGGGAAAACAAUGCUUGCCGAGCAGUGUCUCUUAGAAAUGAGCUGGAAGCUAUCACACAACUCAUCAUUCAGUGGAGAAAACUUGAGCUCAACUGCUGGUCGGGCAGCCUAGAUAACGCACAGAAACGCCAUGCUGAGAAUUCAACCAAGCACUGGUUGUCCAUUUACCAACUCAUAGAGAGAUACCUACAGGAGCAGAGGACGGACUCCAGACAUGUCUCAUCCACUUUGCAGGCCUUCAUUGAAGGCUCCACUUUAGGAGAGUUUUCUGUUCGCUUGUCCAUGCUGCUUGGUUUUCACUGCCACGUUCUGCUGGCUCCCAAACAGGAAGGACAUGAUUCACUCUGCAGUUUGCUGUGGAAUCUCUAUAAAUAUUACACACAGUUUUCAGAGAGCGUCCAGGCCAAGAUCACCCAGCUGAGGGCUCCUAUAGAGAAAGAGCUCAAAGACUUUGUCAAAAUCUCCAAGUGGAAUGAUGUCUCUUUUUGGUCCAUCAAGCAGUCAGUGGAGAAGACACAUAGGACCCUCUUUAAGUUUGUGAAGAAGUUUGAGGCGGCGCUGAAGGAGCCAUCUGCACCGUGUCUGGUGGAGCAAGGCAGCAGCAGCAGCAUGGAUGACGUGGAUUCACAGCCUGAGGAAACUCCUCUGCACAGGGUUCAUCGAGCACUGAGAGCUGCCCUGCCUGGAAAGGGCAGAGAUUUGCAGGCUGAUGGUCCAGAGGAACUCUCAUCUGAUAAAGAGCCUUCGUCCCUCCAAGCACGUCUGCCUGUCCUCACGAGGAAGAUGAAAAAGUUAUGUGUUCAACUGGUAAAGAAGACCUCUCUGCCUGAGCACUUAGAAGACCUUGAUCAGUUCACAGCCGAGAUAAUUACCAAUGUUCAGGCUCUGCAGAGUCUGACAGUGGACCGCAGCAUGGAGCAGGAGAAGCAAAAGGCAGAGGUGAAACACAUCCUUCUGCAGAAACAGAGAGCACUAGCUGAUCUCUUCAAGAUGCUUGCACAGAUUGGUCUGUCCUACCGUAAGGGUCUGACUUGGGGUCAUACAGCAAACCCAGAUGAGACACUGUGUCUGCAGCCCUUGGAGAUGAAGAUUGCCCUGUCUUCAGUCAAGACACAGGACAACACGGUGCACACGUUAUUUGCGGAGAUGAUGGAUGCGUGGGAAGGCUGUGAGAAGUACUUCUAUCGAUCCUGGGCCAGACGCAACGCCUUGCUAACAGCAUUACAAAGCGCUGUUAAAGAGCUUGGGCUGGGAAAUAUACAACGAUGCAAAGGUUUCUCUUCUCACCUGUUUAAACUUUUGCUAAGGCAAAGAGGAAGACUGGCCGGACUCACAGAGCACUGGGUCCAACUUAGGAAGUUGAUUGACUGCAUCCAGAGCAUCAAGCCCGAAACGCAUUGUUCUGAAGAUGUCAGUGGUCUCCCUCUUCAGAAGCCUCUCCAGCACUGGAUCAGCAGAGCUCAGUCUUCAGUGCUGCACUGCUCUGUUGUUCUCCAGCAGCUCUCUUGGAUCCUCCAGUGCUGUCCUGAAGGUUCUUCUGCGGCCCCUGCUGAGGCCAGGAGGAGAGGUCAUGCAGGGUCAAGCCACACUGAGCCACCCGUCUCCCCUGCCCCACACAUCCAGCCACAGGCUUGUUUACUGCGGAGAGGGGAGCAGGCUUGGAAUGAGGUGCAGCAGAAGGUGGAGAACCUAAUGAAGGAGGUAACAGACCUAAAAGAGAAGGUGGCUGGAUUGGCCCAGGAAUCCACAGAAAGAGUUGUCCAUAGCUGGGAACACUUUACACUUUGCUGUUCCUCUCUGGACCGGCUAGGCAUCGUGGUGGGUCAGAUGCCGGCUCUAGAACAACUUUUUAUUCCUGAUGGUGUUCCAGUCCUCCAUCCGCAGCCUGCCCUUAUCUGCGGUCUCCAGGCCGUAAGGACAGAGGUGGAGAUGUGUCUCACAGAGUUCACCACCUGGAAGACUCACCUGCUUUCUAUCAGACAGUCACAGAAACGACGUUCCCAUCCAUUUUCUGCUGAGUUUUCCAAUCACCUUGAGAAAACAAUAAACAUGGUUCUGUAUGCGGUUCAGACGCUUGUUAAGAGGAAGGAGAAGGAAAAACCAGAGGAUCAGCAGUCAGAUUGCAAGAGAGAGAGUGACUCAGAGGUGGCAGAGGAGCUCUUGAAACAAGGACACUUGAGCAGGUUACUGGAAGAAGACCUGAGCGCAGAUUUAUCCAGUCUCUCAUUACCAGAGGUCAAUGGAGUCGUGACAGAACUGCUGGAGAGACUUCGAUCACACAGGGACAACUGUCAGUCCCACCAACUACAGGAACUGAAAGAAGCGUGUAGGGGUGUAGUGCGUUUGGAGCCCAUGCUGUGUCUGUACUCUGAGUUGGUGAGGUAUUAUCUGGCUGUAAUGAUGGGAGCUCACCGUACCACAGGAAAGCUACUGUCCGUCCUCGCUAACGUCUUCACUGAACUCGCACAGAAGGGUUUCUGUCUGCCCCAGGAGCUGAUGGGUGGAGGAGAUGGUGAGGAGCCACAGAGUUUCAUGAUUAUGAGGGUUGAAGACACCUUCCAGGAGGGUCAGGACAAGGAGGAGGAGGAGCAAAACAAACAGGACAUUAAAGAGGAGGACAAUGCCAUUGAGAUGUCUGACGACUUUGAUGGAAAGAUGCAUGACGGCACAGACCAUGAGCCAGGGGAGGAUGAAGAAGACUCUGAUAAGGAAGAAGAUGAGGAGCUAGAUAAGAAGAUGGGGGAUCUGGGUGAUGGUCAGACAGAUACUCUGGAUGAGAGGAUGUGGGGAGAUGAUGAAGAUGACGUUGACAGUGAUAAAGAGGAAGAGUCUGGUCCAGGAAUGGAUCAGGGAGAGUCAGAACUGGUGGCAAAGGAUGACAACACAGAUGCUGGAGAGUCAAACAAAGAUAAGAACCAGGACAAAAACCACCCAAAUGAUGAGGAAGAAAAGGAGAAAAUCCAUGAACAGCUGGAUGAGCGUGAGUUUGAUGAAAAUGAAGUAGACCCGCACCAUGGUAAGCAGGAGAAGGCAGGAGAAACAGAAGCCAUGGACCUGCCAGAUGAUCUCAACCUGGAUGAAGAUGGCAAGGAUGAAGAGGGAGGAGAAGAUGAGGAGAAUCCAUUUGAUAUAGAUGACAAACUCAUGGAAGUGGAUCAGAACAAGGAAGAAGAGAAAGACGGAUCGGAAGAAGGAGGAGAUGAGAUCACAGAUGAGCAACAAGAAGGACAGAUAGAGGAACAGGGAGAAGAAGACAAAUCAGAAGAGAAGGAAGGAGCAGAAAAAUCAGAGAAUCAAGAGUCUGAAACAGAUGAAAGAGGAGAGAAUGAAGAUGAGGAGAAAAAGGAGGAGGAGGAGACAAAUAAAGGACAGGAAGAAGGGCGGGAUGAGAACAAGUCUAUACCAGCUGAUCAAGGACAAACACCAAAGGAGGAUGGCAGUGGGGCCGCAGAUGCCAGUCAGUCUGAGGGACACGAAUCCAAGCUGAUGGCCAGGAUGAGUUCACAAAAACAGAGACCGAGAGACACGCAGGGAGAGGAGAGAUAUGAUGCCCAGACAUAUGAUGCUGCCAGUGCAGAACAGCAGAAGCCGACUGGUGUGAAACAGGAAGAGGAGGAGGAGGAUGAAGAUGACAUUGCAAUGGAUGUGGAGGACGAAAAAGGACCUGCAAGCAGUUUGGAGUAUGGGGACAUGGAGGCACAGAAACAGGCUGAUGUAGAAGAGAAGGAGAAGCCAGAGACGGAGAAGCAGUAA
Molecule: messenger RNA, 14841 nt
Organism: Puntigrus tetrazona (Sumatra barb)
Lineage: Eukaryota; Metazoa; Chordata; Actinopteri; Cypriniformes; Cyprinidae
Gene: mdn1
Product: midasin AAA ATPase 1
Exons: 92
Coding region: 1-14841 (4946 amino acids)
Biological process (GO): ribosomal large subunit assembly; rRNA processing
Cellular component (GO): preribosome, large subunit precursor; nucleus
Molecular function (GO): ATP binding; ATP hydrolysis activity
Source: RefSeq, a predicted model, not a curated record